Molecule: messenger RNA, 3735 nt
Organism: Exophiala mesophila
Lineage: Eukaryota; Fungi; Ascomycota; Eurotiomycetes; Chaetothyriales; Herpotrichiellaceae
Exons: 1
Coding region: 129-3440 (1103 amino acids)
Source: RefSeq, a predicted model, not a curated record
UAAUCAAACUUCUCCCACGAACUCAAUCAACCUCAACCCCCUCCUCGAAGUCCUAUUGUUAUGCAGUGCCCUGAUCGGUCCACACUGUCCGUAGUUGCGCCUGUCGCUUCGGCCAGGCCGCUACAAUAAUGGAAAACACCCACCCCCACGCCCAUCCACCCUCAUCUCUGGACAAUGUCCAUACCCGUUCACGCUCCAUCACCUCCCUCCCUCUGCGCGACUAUCCCCCCAAGAAUUCAGCCUCUACGCCCAAGUCGGUUCCUCAUAGCAAACAACAGCGCCUACUUCACUCCCGUCACGCCAGAUUCUCCGCUCAGAAUCUCUCCUUCAACGGCCUGACCUUUCCUCAAGUCACCAGACACGGCGAUGUCGAAAACUCUCAUGUCUCCUCAACCAGGUAUACCAAGCAAGACGAUCUUACUCGUAACUCGGACAACUCCAGCGACCUGACCGGCCCUUCACCUUCGUCCACAAUCUUGAACGAGAUCGCUCACUUCGCCGCUUCCAAGCAUCGUUCGUCCCAUCCUCGUGCUCCAAUACCUGUCUUUCAAGACUCACCGUCCGCACGUUCCCCGCCACCAGAACAAGAUAUUUACAGUCAAAUUCCCGAUAGUACUCCCGAUUCGAUUCCCGGCUCUCGUGAAAGCAUGGGCCUAAAGGAGCUUUCUGUCAACGUCCAGCGGCCAUCAUCCAAAGUUGGCUCAUCAUAUUAUACCUCCCCACGAACUUCACUGCGUCGCCGCAAGUCUUCUCACCCCAAACCACGCUUCAAUUCCGAGGAAUACAUCCAACACAUUGAGAACGAACUCCAAUUAGCCAAGGAAGCCUUAUAUUCACCAAAGUCUCAUUUAGCCUGGUCCGAAAAGCUGAAGAAAGCCAAGGAGGAAAAUGAGCAACUCAAGAAGGAGCUAGACAAUACCAAGCGCUCCUUUGAAUAUGAACUGCGAGAAACCGUCGAGCGUCUAACUGCAAAUGAACUCGGAUUGAAACGCAAGAUUAGAGACCUCGAAGAGGACAUUGACCACAAACAAAACAUCAUCCAUGCCCUCGAAUACGAGCACCAUGAGAAACGCCUCGACAUGGCCACCUUGGAAACACUCAAGGCUCGCAUUGAAAAGCUCGAGGAGGAACGCAUCAGCUUAGAGCUUGCGAAUAACGACAUGACCAAACGCAACGAGGUCCUGACUCAAUUGCUCGCUCUCUCCCCCACCAAAGCCCACCACAGUGUGGACCUUCCAACUCCCAGGACAAAGAGUGCCCGUCCGAUGUCGAUGAUUAUCCCUCGCGUUCCAUCAUCUCCACUGGAUAGAACUCCCCUCAGUCGGCCACAGUCCGUCCUUAUCUCUCCGUCACAUCAGUCCACCGACUACUUUGCCCGAUACGCCUCCUCUUCCCCCCUAGCCUCCAGCCCCGAUGUGCAGCGUCCUGUCAACGACCCGAGCAAUGAUGAUGUCCAAUCACUCGACUCGGGACUAGGCGAGUCAUGCGCCAACCCUCCGACUAAUGCCACUUCGAGACGGUCAACCAUCGCGUCAAAUGUAUCCAGUAGCCCGGACCUGCCUUCCUCCCGUCAUGCCCACGGAGAAAGACCCAAUCCACUCCUCAGGCAACCCUCAAGGAGAAGAGCACGGAAGUUCAUGCCUGGAUCCACACAAUUGAAACCAUUACUACUUCCCGCUUUCACCGCAGAUAGUGGUAAUCUACCGUCCGCUUCUCCCUUGACCUCUCCCAGUCGCCCCGUCUCGAUGCUGGUAAGCCCGACUCCACAUUGGCAGAGUGUCCACAGUCAGAUGGGCGCCGACGUGGCAGAAGAUGUCGUCCCAAGUUCAUCCAGCUCAAACAUCGGUGCACCUGGUCCUUCUUUCCAAAGCUUAGACGAAGUCUUCACUAAAAUGGGAGAAUCCUUGGAGACUCACGACUCUCCACAACUUCCCCCGACCGUCCAUGAGUCUUCAAAGAGUCAAAGCUUCGACCAAGUCAUAGAUGGAGUACCUCCUCAGAGGCCUGAGCCACGUCCGCGCAUUACUUCUUGGGUUUUGAAGACAAUGCAUGAAUGCCCUGAACAAGAUGAUAUCGCCGACUCCCGUCAAUCUGCACAGCCUCUCAGACACAUUCUUCAUGAAUCAAAAUCAACCAAACCCUACGCACGACAUCAUUCGAUCCAAUCGAGUGGGUCGGAAAUCUCGUCUGUCGAAAUUCCUCGCCCGCUUUUUUCGAGAGAUGCUCCCUUCCCGACGUGUUACGAUGAUUGGAAAGACAACUUGCCGAUUGAUCCGCCUCGACAUAUUCCACGAAAGCGACACAAAGCCGACUCACACAGUGAUCUAAGCUUCGCCGGCAUUGAAGAAGAAGGUAGUGAGCCUACUCCCCGCCCUCCUCUCGAUCGCGGCCCCCUUGAGAAAGGAGUUGGCCGCGUCGACAAGAGGUCACGGCCCUCAAGCCUGGUAUUGAGGCAAGGGAAGCCUCCAAUUCGUGGCCCCUUGGAAAUGCUACAACAAGGAGGCAUUGGUGCAAAACCACUGGCUGCCAUCACCAUUCACGCGGUUUAUGCGACCUUGUCUAGGUACACUUCAUACAUUCAAGGAUUCAAGAAAGACCCUCUGGCUUUAGCGCGUCGCAUUAUCGCAAAUGCAUGGCGUUCGAAUUGGGCCAUGUUUGGAAGGAUGAGCUGGUGGGUCCUCGGCCUUUUUAUCGGAUUCCGCCGGCCUGCGACCAGAAGUGAAGACUUUGAUUGGGAACGAUAUGAUGGUGAAAGCAUUGCCUAUCGAUAUUGUUCCCUGAAUAGAGACGACGGCAGCUUGCUUCAAGAUAAUCAUGACGAUUGUAUCCGUCAAGCCCAACACCCUCAAGCUCAAACAUCCAAUCCACCGCCAACAGCUGCUGAGAUGGCAGCCAAAGACCCGGGUCCAGGAUGGGGCAAAUCUGUCUUUCUCUGGGGAAAAUUUAGUGUUGCGAUUAUGCUUGCCAUUGGCGGAGCAAUAAUCAAAGGCCCCGGAGAAAUGCUAAGAGACAUCGACGAACGUGCGAGAUCUCGUCGCAACAGUACAACGGGCGCAAGUCUAAAUUCAACGUCGCCCAUGACAUCUUUCCGACACUUUGAUCAAGCAUACUUGGUGGACGAGAUGCCACUUUCGUCACAUGGCAUCGUCAUGAAGAAUGAUCAAGGCUCAGGUGUUGUCCGGAAAGUCCGAAGCUUCAGCUCUCCAGCCCCUUCUUCUCGGUACCACGACCCUGAUGUGGUGGCUCAGGCACCACAAAAGCAGACGAGGGUACUUCCAGAACCUUCGAGCAUCGAACCUGAGCCAAUCAUGGAACCAGCUGUCCAAGUCUUGGAAGAAAGCUCAACCUCGUUUGACACGUUAAGACCUCGACGAGCGCCACGAAGAAAAGUUGAUUCUUUCUUUGAACAUUGGCAUGGUGCUGGAGAGGGCGAGCUAUGAAAAGAACGACGUUACAAUUACAGGAACGAGUUAAUUUAAUGACAAUUAAUGUGCCUUGAAGAGGAUCAGUGAAAGCAUUCAUGGCAGGCAAAACACGGGAUGCUGUAUGAUGACGAUGUGAAAAGAAUGAGGAGACUCGAUGGGUCGAUGAUACCAGCAAGCAAGACGGAGAUGAAGGGAUGAGGGUAUGGAGGGUAGUCAAUCAUGAAGCAUGUGAGAAUUGUACUGAGUAAUGACAUGACGAUAGCCAAUAGCUGAUAGCCGUUGCACUGAAUGCAAGAUGUAAUAUGACAUG